GUUAUGUUAUGAGCAUCGUUUAAAAUUAAACCAUUGUUUUAUAUUCGACAUUGUUCUUGUUUUAAUUGUUUAACUUUGAUCUAGGGAUUGUUUUCGAUGUUACUUUGUUGGGCAUAAACAAUUGAUAGUUUGCGCGGCGCGCGUUUUUACGAAUGUUUUUUGCGCGGUGCGUAGUGGGGGUAGGGUGGGGCCUGCGGAGACUCGUCCCUCUUCUAGCGUAUUUUGAUUUAGUUUCCGAGUCUCACGCGGGCGCCGCGUUUUUUCAGUCGCGCGACGACCGCGCGGCCUCAACCACCUUUUUGAGUUUUCCCGCGUUAAAUUUUCACGUACUUUUCAGGUUGGAAAAACGUUGAACUCGUGUAAAACUGUGAAGUGAGUGACUAUUCUGUGACCAUUGGUGACUGUGUGCUGGCCUGACUCGAUUUUGGAUGUCUUAGAUUAAGAUGUUACAAUUGUUGGCUGAUCUUGAAGACUGAUUAGUUUUACUAUAUGAAGCCAACUAGUCAGAAAAUGAGUGAUCCAUGAAGCGGAAACACAGGUCGUUUUCGAUUGAAGGCGUUAGAGUUUACGCUCUGCGAUGACUGCGAUGGCGGCCCACCAGGAAUCCUUGCACGAGAGGCUGCAGCCGGUAGAAGAGCCCCUGUACCUUCACCAUGGCGCGCCCUGGCCCGAGACCGCCGACCAGCAGGACGAGCACAGCAUCGACGCCUCUCCCUACUACAACAUGCCAAAAAGAAACAAGAGGAAGAACUUCAAACCACGAUGCGCUCCCAACGCCACGACCUUCUCGGACGACUCCAACGGAGCCAAUGGCGACCGAAGCCCCGUCAACGGCAACGAAAGAACCACACCCGAACAAACAGAAGAUGAUUACCCUAAAAUAGGAGUAACGAAUUUUAAUUUUCUCAAAGGAGUCGCUGUCGACCUAAGUAGGAGACUAAGCACCGACUCCAACGAAAACAUAGAUACAAAUUACCAAAAUAGGUUACCCGAUGACAAAAAGAUUGAGUCGUUCCAGCGCUCGUAUAUAGAUAGCUUACAAAUAAGCCAAGACGGCCAAAGGGAUCGGACCGUCCUAAAUUUUAGUAAUUUACAAAAUAAAUCUUUCUGUGCCAAAAAUCCUUUUGCAAUAUCUCAGUUAAUUAAGACAAACUCGCCUCCUAGAAGAAGGGAGUCGGAAUCUGAUGAUGAUAAUAAAGGUCAAGAUAUUAAUGCAAAUGAUAGGUUAGGAGAGAACCAAGAACCAAUGGAGGUUAGUGAGGCCCAGCAGAAUGGAGAUGGGUCAAACGCUACUAACAAAAUGUUACGGGACUAUGCAAUGAACACGAUGAAGGAACUGCUAGGGAUUUAUGGAUUGUCUUCCAAUGAAGUAGCUGACGCUAUAAGCGGACAGAUCAGAGCUUUGGAAGCACUCCAAGGUAAACCUUUUACCCAACUGCCUCUGAGUUUGAAACGAAGGCACGAUUCUGGAGACGGCGACAAAAUCCGUAGAAGGUCUUCGUCAGCGACUGAAGAUGAAGGCUCUACUAAUAUAACCCCACCGAAGACACCUGACAAUGACAUGGAGGCUCAAAGACAAAGAGCGCUCCAAAUAAUCAACCAGCAGUCAAUGCGGCUGUUUGGCAGGACUCCCGAAGAAGAAGGGAGCGGUUCUGAUGAUGGAGAACAAACCUUGGACUUGAGCGUCUCAAGAGACACUGACGGACAGGAACAAUCAACGACAUCUAGCGCCGGCAACAGCGUGUCGGAGUUCGAGCAGCAGAGCUUGCUCAUGCGCAAGAAUCUCGAGGAUUUAGCUAAUCUGCAGAUGCAGGGUUUCUUUCCAAAACCAAUGACUGAUGCCGACGAUUCGCAAGAAAGAAAACUGCAAGCAAGCGGUUUGCUGUCGGCUUUGAAUCAUUUGGAUCAAGCGCGGAAGAAUUCUUUGCAAACGACGGUGGAUUACUCUAGAUAUGUCAAAAGGUAUAGCUCAACCCUGGAAUGCGGUUCCUCAUACUGCAAGGAUCUGGGCUACAGAGAACACUUCCACUGCAUGGACUGCCCGGCCAGGGUGUUCUGCAAGAAAGAAGAGAUGAUCAGGCAUUUUAAGUGGCACAAGAAACGCGAUGAGUCGCUUGCGCACGGAUUCAUGCGUUACUCCCCCCUGGACGACUGCUCGGAGCGAUUCAGCGACUGCCCUCACAACCGCAGCCAGACGCACUACCACUGUAUCCAGGAUGGUUGUGAUAAGGUGUACAUCUCCACCUCAGACGUGCAAAUGCACGCCAACUACCACCGCAAGGACUCUGCUAUCCUGCAGGAAGGUUUCCAGCGGUUCAGAGCCACCGAGAGCUGCGCGGCUCCCCACUGCGUGUUCGCUGGCCAGAGGACCACGCACUUCCACUGCCGGCGGCCUGGCUGCACGUAUACUUUUAAGAAUAAAGCUGAUAUGGAAAAACACAAAACCUACCACAUCAAAGACGAAGCCCUAUCAAAAGACGGCUUCAAGAAGUACAUGAAGAACGAGGCCUGCCCGUACCGCGACUGCCGCUUCAGCCGCACCUGCAACCACAUCCACUGCAUACGGCCGCACUGCAACUACGUGCUGCACUCCAGCAGUCAGAUCUUCACGCAUAAGAGGAAGCAUGAGCGGAAGGAGCAGGAGAUGAGUUUCGGGCUACCGACAUCUGUGAUUCAAAGCGCGCUAAUUCAGCAAGGGGCUGACCUCAGCAUGUACUCUCCUGGGACUAAUCUGCAUAUUGACGAUGAUAUGUCCAACUCAAUGGCGGACUCGGACUAUUAUCCAUUCAACCCGGCUUUAGUGGAAGAGGUUUCUCGUAAAUACAUAGAAACAUUCAACGGAGGGACGGAAGAGGAAGACAAAUGCGGCAAAUGCAGUGCCUUUAACAAGCACUAUCAUUGCUUGGCAGAAAACUGCAAGAUGGCCCACAGCUGUCAUAAUACUAUGGUGAAACACGCAAUGGAACAUGAACAACAGAACCAAGUGACUGAAGCCUACUUCAUGACCUACUCGAGGAAUAAUGCUUGCUCCAACUCCGCCUGCCAACAUAUCAGGGACAUUACACACUAUCAUUGCACUUGGGAAAAUUGCGGAGCAGUUAUUCUCUCAUCAGAAGAACAUCCAUUUAGACGUCUAGAGCACCAUCGUCAGCACGCAAUCCUGAGCCCUAUGUCUCCCAAUUUAGCGGCGAGAUUCGCUCCCAACUUCACGCCGCAGCUUUCAGCACAGCUGCACCCGAAUAUGGCAGCUCAGCUGGGUCAAGUCCCGAACAUGCCCAAUCUUCCUCCAAACUUGGCACAGCUAGCACAAAUGACGCCAAGUCUGACCUCGCAGUUAACUCCGAAUUUGCAAGCUCAGCUUAAUCUUGGACCUAACCACGGACUGGUUCCUCAACAUGUCAAUCCGUCGAGCUCACUGGAUGAGAUGUUCAGUAGGAAGCGAGGAAGGCCUCCCAAGAAUAGGGUGGUUGAAGUUUGGACUGACAAUGUGACUCCUCAAGCGAUAUUUACAUCAUUCAAACUGCCAAAGAGCAAUCAACUACCUCUACCACCCGUCCCUCAAGCUCCUGUUAUAACUACAAUUGAAGAGUUUCCUCGCAUCAAAUUCCAACACUUCGAAGUCUUCACAACACCCGAUGCCUGCUCGCAGUCAUAUCCUAACUGUCAACUAAGAAUGACGAGACUACAUCUCCACUGCUUCAACUGCAGUUUUGCUGGUGAAACACACAUCAUCAUGGAAACACACAUGAGAGAAUCUCACUCUGUCAUCCCUCUAUUAGAAGGGUUUGACUACUUUGCUUCCUUCGACCAUUGUGGCGGAAAGAGCUGCUUUAAAAACCAGCUACGUAACCACUUCCAUUGUGCUCAAGGGAACAAUUGCCCUGCAAUUUUGACUCAAUACUCGGCCUUGGCUACUCAUAAACACGGAAGAGGAACUCCGGUUAUCAAGAGUGAAACAGAACAGGACAGACCUUUUGAGGAAGUGAAAGACUAUUCUUUAAAAGAACGAGCUUCCGUAGACAGCGUCGUUUCUAUGAAAGAACCUAAUGAAUCGUAUACACCCACAAAUUUCUCGAUUAAGAGUGAAUUUGAUAGAGAACAAGAUAACAUGUCGGUAGUAAAAGCGACGGGAACCUUCUAUCCGUCGUCUCACCUCAGAAGCAACACGUCUUCUCCUCGGAGCAUCUAUGAUGCUUCCCCAUCAAAAGACCUCAAGCUCCGUAUGGACUAUGAUAAGAAGCCCUUCGAUGCUUCAAAGUCUGGGCCAACGAUCCCGCCAUCAUGUCAUGACCAAGCUUGUCCUCUGAACAAGAAUGCUGGAGUGAUGAAUCUGCAUUAUCACUGUCCUCAUUGUAAUCAGCCAUAUGUGGAUCUGAAGGUGCUGUUCAGCCAUAUGGUGAAGAAGCAUAGUAAUGCCAUGGACGGUGGACCUGCUGGCUUAGCAGCUACUAAGGAGACUUUGGAAAGGGAAUAUCCAGAAAUCUCCAUUUUGCCAUCAACGGCAUCAUCAUCAGGAACUAGUCAAGUGCCGUCACCUGGCCACAGACCACCGAAUCCAGCCGAACAGGUUCAAGCCGUCCAAAGCCUGCUACUGCAGCAGUACCUGUCCGGCGGUAGGAAGGGCAGCCUGCAGGAGCAGUUGAAGAUGCAGCAGCAGUACACCGCGUCGCUGGCCGGGCUGCCGGGGCUGGCGCAAGUGGCUCUGUUCUCGCAGGGUGGCUCCCCCUUCCCACUGUACCCGACGAUGCUGUACCCGCCCGAGUUACUCCUAGAGCAGAGCCUGUUACAAGGUCAUGGCAUGCCACCAGGCAUGGACAAAGAGGCUGAGAUGAUUGCCAAAACGAGACGUACACACACCACCAGAGGGCCCCACAUGCGGGUGUUGAAAGACGAGCCCAUCCCUGAGGGCUACCUGCGGUUCAGAUUCAACGAAGACUGUGCUUACCAGCAUUGUGGAUACAGGGAGCACCAAACCCACUUCCACUGCACCCGCAAAGACUGCGGCUACUCGUUCUGUGAUAAAACCAGAUUCGUGCAACACACCGCCCGACAUGAGAGACUGGACACUUUGAUGGGCGGAGAUUUUCAGCAAUACCGAGCCAACGUGUACUGCCAGCGCCCGGACUGUCCCCACGCGUCUACUUUUGGAACAGGCCAGAACAAAGCCUCCCACUUCCACUGCCUCAAGUGUGACUUCGUGUGCACGGACACCAACAAGGUGGUCGCUCAUCGCCGACAACACCAGAAGCUGGACAGCAUCCAGGCUGCUGGCUUCGAGAAGUUCCCGCCCAGUAAAGCAUGCGGCUACGAGCCCCAAUGUAUCCACAGCAAGAAGCAAACCCACUACCACUGCCUGCAGUGCGGCUUCGCCGUGCUAGGCCUCUCUCAGAUGACGUCACACAAGUACAAGCACCAGGAGGCCAACCUCGGCCCGUCCACCAGCGCCACCAACUGACUAGCGACCCUAUGACGGAGAGGAUAAAGUCUAAUUCAGACUGGGCGUUGUGAACUGGAUAGGAGGUGUUCAAAAAUAUUAAGCAUCCAGAGGUAUUUGCACUAGCGCCACCAGCUGAAUCGCGACCUUACGGCUCAAAGAUAAAGUCCAGAUUGGACUGGACGAAUAUAGUGAAACUAGAUUAAAGAUUUGAUAUGACUUACAAACAUGAUUUGUAAACAAAAUACUUAACAAAUAUGUUACUGUGUUUUGGAUAUGGACAUUGACGGAAACUGCAUGUGUGUUGCAUAUAAAAUUGUCAUUUUAUACCUAAAGAUUGACUUUGUCUAAACGAGAGCAAUAAUUUUGAAAAGGUUCGAUUGUAAAGUGUAUUUGUCCCUCAAAAUAGUGCCUUAGACGCUUUGAACGGAUUUAGUGGCAAAAAAGUGCCAAAUUAAAUUAACACUAUUCAGAUUGUUAGAUUUUGUAAGCAAAGCCUAUUCCACUAGCAGAAGAGGCGUAAAUAUAUAAAAAAUAAUUAUUAAUUUAACUGUAUUUAUUCUAUUAAAUAGAAAUCGUAGUGUGAGAACAAUUUAAAAUAAUAGAACAGGGUUUGAAGAUUUCAGUUAGUCUAUUUAAACUGGAAAAUUGCAUUUUAGAGACAUUUUAUGCAUUCACGCCUUUUUGUGGAAUAGGGCACGUAUUUAAAAUUAUAUUCUACAAAAUGUGUAUGAAAAAAACGGUUUUAGAGGGGAUAAAAUUCUAAAAUAGUUACAAAAUUGCAUGAUAUAUUUAAAGUGUGUAUUUUCCUAAAUCCUGACCAAUCUUAGAUGAUAGUUUAUAUAAAAUUAUAUAUUUAUUACUAUCCCAAGAAAAGACAUUUUUACGAAUAGUAUUAUUAAUUUAGGCUUCGUAAAAUUUGAAAGUAAGGCAUUAAUUUUGGUUGAACGCCAUCGUGCCUGAAACCUGACGUGACAAUACCGUGGUAACUGACAGAGUACAAAACGUACUAAAUUACAAAAUUCCCUGUCAAAAUUACCGCUAUAGGUUAACUCGAAAAUUAUAACUUAACAAAAAAAUAUUUAAAAAUCGUCAAUUUUAUAAACAAUGUAAAUAAGAAUUUAGAGUAUAUUAAAAAUCAUUGUUAAUAAAAAAUAUAUUGGUAUAGUAUGUAUAAAAAAUUGGAUCUGUACAGAUAUAAAUGAAUCAAGUGCUAACGUUUGUGAUUCGUGAGGUAGCCAUAAAAUGCCAUAUUCAUACAAAUAUUUUAGUAAUAAUCGCUGAAAUUAAUUUAAAACAGUAUUAAUUUAGUCAGAAGUGUCCUUCGGAAAUCACCUUUUGCAUUCCUUUAUUAUUCCCGGUAUUAAAUAGGUCUACAUCUCAAAAGUUACUGCACCAACACCAAAAGUUUAAGCGUCUGUGUUCAGUAUAAACUACCAAGGAUCGCCUAUAACAUUUUAAUAGAUUUCUAAAAGGGCCCACAGAUUACCAGUUCGCCGGACGAUAUCAG
Cydia splendana is the source of this 6944-nucleotide messenger RNA. RefSeq lists its product as uncharacterized. NCBI's taxonomy places the organism in Eukaryota, Metazoa, Arthropoda, Insecta, Lepidoptera, Tortricidae. The transcript is spliced from 27 exons. Bases 578 to 5455 code for a protein of 1625 amino acids. Gene Ontology annotation, biological process: positive regulation of transcription by RNA polymerase II; regulation of neuron differentiation. Gene Ontology annotation, cellular component: nucleus. Gene Ontology annotation, molecular function: DNA-binding transcription factor activity, RNA polymerase II-specific; RNA polymerase II transcription regulatory region sequence-specific DNA binding. The record is from RefSeq and is a predicted model, not a curated record.